AUGUACUUUGCCAAUCUCUUUCUAUCAUAUGUGCUCUUUCAUUUAAAUGUAUUUUUCUUUUUUUCUUCCUUAUGUGCUCUACCAAUCAAUUUCUAUCUAUGCAUUUGUUUGUUUGUUUGUUUCUUUCUUUCUUUCUUUCUUUCUUUCAGUAUUUGCUCUGCUAAUCUUCUUUCUUCCUUUCAUUCUAUUUACAAGUAUGUGUUCUGUCAAUUUAUUCCUUUCUUUCUUUCCAUAUGUGCUCUGUUAAUCUUUCUUUCUUUCUGCAUGUCAAUCUUUCUUUCUUUCUUUCUAUUUGCCGGCAUGUGCUCUGUUAAUCUUUUUCUUUCAAUGUCAAUCAUUCUUUCUUUUUCUCUCUUUCUUUCUACCAGUAUGGACUCUGUCAAUCUUUUUUCUUUCUUUCUUCCUUCCUUCCUUUCUAUCAUCAAGUCCAUGCUCUGUCAAUCUUUUUCUUUCAAUGUCAAUCAUUCUUUCUUUAUACCAGGAUAG
Molecule: messenger RNA, 486 nt
Organism: Acanthosepion pharaonis
Lineage: Eukaryota; Metazoa; Mollusca; Cephalopoda; Sepiida; Sepiidae
Source: the annotation of a GenBank genome assembly